Molecule: messenger RNA, 1810 nt
Organism: Columba livia (rock pigeon)
Lineage: Eukaryota; Metazoa; Chordata; Aves; Columbiformes; Columbidae
Gene: CBLN2
Product: cerebellin 2 precursor
Exons: 5
Coding region: 583-1263 (226 amino acids)
Biological process (GO): maintenance of synapse structure
Cellular component (GO): synapse
Molecular function (GO): protein binding
Source: RefSeq, a predicted model, not a curated record
CGGUGCGGGCAGCGGGUCGGAGUGCGGGUCCCGGGCCAGAAAAGAAACGUUUUACUGAAGGGGAGCCGCCACCGAGCGUAGGGCGCCGAGGUGCGGUUGUGUGGGCGCGGGAACGGGGCUUUUCGGAGUGCGCUGCGCAACCUUAUGGCCUGGAGUGCCCCUAACAACGUGUCCUUUUAAAUUAUUGUUGGUUUUAUUAUCAUCAUUAUUAAAGUCUAUGGAUUCCAAAUAGCUUCCACUUCACGAUGCUGGACGUUUCGUCUGCAGCGCUUGCCCCGCAAUCUCGGCUCAUUUUCGCUAAGCAAUACAAGUUCACGGACGAGCUACCCAGCCAGCCCUCCUCUCCCGUCAUGGACCUCCCAGGCUGCUGCGCGCCGCCCGCCCUCUGAGGAGGCUCCUUCGCCCUUCGCGGACAAGGAGGAGGAGGCGGAGGAGGAGAAGGGGAGGAAGGCGCGGCCCCAGCCGCCGCUGCCCAGCCGGCGUCCCGCAGAGCUCUGGCCGCAGGGCGCCGAGGCGGCAGCAGGCGCGCAGCCCCCUCCGCCUCCCCGCGCGCGUCCGCCGGCGGCGGCGCGGGGCGCCCGCAUGGCGGCGGCGAGCAGGAGCGGCGGCGGUCCGGCGCUGGGCAUGGGGCGGUGGCGGCGGGGGGCGCUGCCGGAGCCGGCGGGCGGCUGCUGCUGCUGCCUGGCGGCGGCGCUGCCGCUGCUGCUGCUGCUACUGCCCGCCGGGUGUCCGGUGCGGGCGCAGAACGACACGGAACCCAUCGUCCUGGAAGGGAAGUGCCUGGUGGUGUGCGACUCCAGCCCCUCGGCCGACGGCGCCAUCACAUCCUCCCUGGGGAUCUCGGUGCGCUCGGGCAGCGCCAAGGUAGCCUUCUCGGCCACCCGCAGCACCAACCACGAGCCCUCCGAGAUGAGCAACCGCACCAUGACCAUCUACUUCGACCAGGUAUUAGUUAAUAUUGGCAACCAUUUUGAUCUUGCUUCCAGUAUAUUUGUAGCACCAAGAAAAGGGAUAUAUAGUUUCAGUUUCCACGUGGUCAAGGUCUAUAACAGACAAACCAUCCAGGUAAGUUUAAUGCAAAACGGCUACCCAGUGAUUUCAGCUUUUGCAGGGGAUCAGGAUGUCACGAGAGAAGCAGCCAGCAAUGGGGUCUUGCUCCACAUGGAAAGAGAAGACAAAGUGCAUCUCAAACUGGAAAGGGGCAACCUCAUGGGAGGGUGGAAAUAUUCAACCUUUUCUGGCUUCUUAGUAUUUCCACUAUAAAAGAAGGCCAAAUAGGAGACAAAUCCAUGAGCCCGAGCACGGAUUCAAUCGUUAACAACAUCCUGAACUUGGCAGCACAUGACAAUAUUUCCAGUCACUCCGUCAGACUGUCACGGUAGAAGAAUGAUAACCUUCUAAACUCCAAUAUUUGCUUUGAGUAUUGACAAUUCCUCGGGAACCUGCGCCUCUAAUUAGUUUUAGACGACAGUGAUCUUUAGGAGAAAUGAAAUUAUCGACCUGAGCAAUUUGUACCUGUGAUUGUAAAGUCAAUUUUGGAUUUUAUUGUUGGGAUCAUUGACUUUCUGCCCUUUUUUUUUUUUUUCCUCUUUCAUUUUUUUCCCUCUUUUUCUUUCUCUUCUUGUUGUCCCAAUGAGACAAAUAACUUGGACCACAAAUCGCUUUGUCAAAGGCUCGCUCCAGAGCCAGAAGAAUGAAGUGUUCAGCCCAAUGAGGUGUUCUUCCCAUCCUUUAUUUCUUUGUGUUGUAUAGCCUUAAGGAAAAAAAAAAAAAAAAAAAAAAAGAAAAAAAAAGAAAAGAAAAAAAAGAA